Camelina sativa (false flax) is the source of this 1460-nucleotide messenger RNA. RefSeq names its product la-related protein 6B-like. Gene Ontology annotation, biological process: RNA processing. Lineage: Eukaryota; Viridiplantae; Streptophyta; Magnoliopsida; Brassicales; Brassicaceae. Gene Ontology annotation, molecular function: mRNA binding. Gene Ontology annotation, cellular component: ribonucleoprotein complex; nucleus. The record is from RefSeq and is a predicted model, not a curated record.
AAAAAAAAAAAAGAAGAGUGUCUUUGCUCUUUCCCGCUAAUCUCUUUGAUUGCUAAAUCCUUCACUCGCUAAACCCUAAUUUGUCCCACUGUAAUCUUUCAUCACCAACAAUGGCUGAUCAACAAACCCUAGAUUCCUCUACUCCUUCUCCUCCUCCUCCUCCUCCUCAAUCCGAUGAUCUGUCUCAUUCCCCAGCUCCUCCGCUCUCAAGUCGCCUCAACGCUAGUGCUCCGGAGUUCGUUCCUGCUCGACCGAGGAUGAUGAUCCCACCUCCGCCUCCUCAUAUGUACCUCCACUACCCUUCUCCGCCUCUGUUUACUGGACCUCACGAGCGGCGUAGAGACCGUAAGAAGAAGGAGCAACCCGAAACUGGAGCUUCUGUUUCCAUUGAUCCUAAGAGUGGUUUACCUGAGGAUACAGUCCAGAAGAUAGUUAAACAGGUAGAAUACUAUUUCGGUGACUUGAACUUGGCCACAACAGAUCUUCUGAUGAGAUUUAUCAGCAAGGACCCUCAAGGAUAUGUGCCUGUACAUGUAGUUGCAUCUUUCAACAAAAUUAAAUCAUUCAUCAACAGUGACUCCCAGCUUGCCUCAGUGCUACAAUACUCCUCAAAGUUUGUUGUUAGUGAAGAUGGACAGAAAGUGAGACGCAUAUAUCCCAUUACCAAAAUUGCUCUUGAAGAGUUACAGUCCCGAAUAGUGAUUGCCGGAAAUCUACCUGCGGAUCAUUGCUACCAUAAUCUCAUGAAGAUUUUCUCAGCUGUUGGAAGUGUGAAGCACAUUCGGACCUGCCAGCCACAAAACUCUGGCAAUGGUUUUCCAUCAGCAGCUAGAUCAGCUAACACUGAUUUCAGUAACAAGGUUGCUGAAUUAAAUGAAGAAAGAAACUGGAGGAGUGGUCUUAGGGUGAGGUUGAUGCUGCAGGAUCAGACGAAAGAGCCAAAACAUGUUCUUCAAGAAGGAGGAAGAAAGGAAGAUGAUGAUGAUAAAAAGUAUGAAGAUUGUGGAGGAGAAAGAGAUGGUCAUGGAGAGGAGGAGGAACAAGGAGACAAGAAGAGAAGAGGGCAUAACCGAGGUGGACAAGGACGAGGAAGAAGUCAGCAAAACCAAAACGAAAAUUCAAAGCAGAACCAGAAUUACCAUAAUGGGCGUGGGAAUCAUCAUCCUUCAAACAAUCAAAUGCACAACAACACAGAUCAUCAAGUGAGCAUGGGGAAGCAACAGCCACCACGAGGACCACGAAUGCCAGAUGGCACAAGGGGAUUCUCUUUGGGGCGGGGAAAACCGGUAAUUGUUCAUCCUCAGUGAACCGGAGCUGGUUGGUAUAUAAUGAAGGGAAAGGGUUAACUUCAAAGAUCCACAAGAGAGAGAUGGAUCUUACUAGAUAUUUUACUCCAUAAAAGAAAAACAAAAAUUUUGUUACUUGGAAUUAUUAGAUGGAGUUAGAAAAGUUUUGCCACA